AUGACAUACAAAUCGAUUGAUUCCGUUGCUAAUCAAGAUGAUGUUGACAACUAUUCAACGGAGUUUUUAAAUUCGCUGGAAUUGCCGAGAUCUCAUAAUCUGCAAUUAAAAAUCGGAUCGGUAAUCAUUAUGUUGCGGAAUAUAAACCAGCCACGUCUUUGUAAUGGCACCCGACUUGUGGUGAAAAAAUUAAUGAACAACGUAAUCGAAAGCCAUAAUUUCGAAAGGAAAGUACAAAGGCGAAGACGUUUUGAUUCCACAGAUUCCUUUGAUUCCGAACAGCAUGCUAUUCGACAGGUUGCAAUUUCCAGUGCGGUUAGCAUUUGA
Diuraphis noxia (Russian wheat aphid) is the source of this 327-nucleotide messenger RNA. RefSeq lists its product as uncharacterized. The record is from RefSeq and is a predicted model, not a curated record. Lineage: Eukaryota; Metazoa; Arthropoda; Insecta; Hemiptera; Aphididae.